ACAGCAAGCUUUUAAGGAUGUUAUUAGAAAAGAGAAGGAAAUGGAUGGCACUGAAAGUAUGCGGAGGAGAUUUGACAAACACGGCGAAUUAGGGGUGUAGUCUUCUCGAUGAAGAAGAAGUAGAAGAAGAAACAAUUAUUAAUAACAAGAAGACUAUCAACAGAAGGGAUAAACUUUGCUAAACAAUACUGCAACAAGAAAAAGUACAACUUUGCACGACGACUCAUUCUACUGUCUCUUUGGAAGCAACAAGUGAAGAGUAAACAAUCGACAAAAAAAACAAAAAAAAAAACAAGAAGAGAUACUGUAAGUGACCUAUGAAACGUCCUCUAGAAAAUGGCUACAGCUGAUCCAGUCCCUACCGAGGGAGCUUUCUCCAAUAGACCUGCUGGAACUCUAAGGAUGGCGUCUGUUGAAGGCCAGACCUCUUUGAGUUCAUCACAGACCAAUAAGAGAACCAUCGGUCAUCGUGGGAUUGACCCUACAGGGGAGACGACAUACAAAAAGACAACUUCAUCUGCCCUGAAAGGUGCGAUCCAGCUGGGCAUUGCACACACUGUGGGCAGUUUGAGCCAGAAGCCAGAGAGAGAUGUUCUCAUGCAGGACUUUGAAGUAGUGGAGAGUAUUUUCUUUCCCAGUGAGGGCAGUAAUUUAACUCCUGGACACCACCAUGGCGACUUCAGGUUUAAAACCUAUGCCCCAAUUGCCUUCCGCUACUUCAGAGAGAUGUUUGGAAUACGGUCUGAUGACUACCUUUAUUCUCUGUGUAACGAUCCCCUGAUAGAGCUGUCAAACCCCGGAGCCAGCGGGUCUGUCUUUUAUGUCUCCAGUGAUGAUGAGUUCAUCAUUAAAACUGUCCAGCACAAGGAGGCAGAGUUCCUGCAAAAAUUACUGCCUGGGUACUUCAUGAACCUCAACCAAAACAAGCGUACACUUCUGCCAAAGUUCUAUGGCCUCUACUGCAUACAGGCUGCAGGGAAGAACAUCCGCAUUGUGGUAAUGAACAACUUGCUGCCACGCGCUGUGCCCAUGCACCUUAAAUAUGACCUGAAGGGCUCCACAUACAAGCGUCGUGCCUCACCUAAAGAGAGAAUAAAGAGUGUCCCCACCUAUAAAGACUUGGACUUCAUCCAGGACCUGCCCGAGGGCCUAGUACUGGAGACAGAUCAUUACAAUGCACUAUGCAAGACCAUCCAACGAGACUGCCUGUUGCUGCAGAGCUUUAAGAUCAUGGACUACAGUCUACUCGUGGGGAUUCACAAUGUGGACCGGGUGUCAGGAGAAGAGGCAUCUGUGCCAGUGCAUGAUCAGAAGAAAAAUCAGGGCCAGAAGCCCCUCUACUGCACAACCAUGGAGGCAAUUCAGGGAGAAGUCAAGGGCAAGAGUGCACCACAGUGCACUGAGAGCACGGGAGGAAUGCCAGCACAUAGCCCAAAGGGGGAGAGGCUGCUGAUCUUUAUUGGUAUCAUUGACAUCCUCCAGUCCUACAGGUUUGUGAAAAAGUUGGAGCACUCGUGGAAAGCCUUGGUUCAUGAUGGGGACACAGUGUCAGUACACAGGCCUGGCUUCUAUGCAGAACGCUUCCAGAAGUUCAUGUGCAAUACCGUUUUCAGGAAAUCUUCACUUAAAAUGUCCCCUUCUAAGAAAAUGCGUGGAGUCACUGCAGGGCAACGCAAAGGAAACAUUGCAGUGGCUGGACAUAGCCAGCAGGGUCAGCCGCUGGUUAUGGCAGCGCACACAAAUGCAGAACAAACUCAACCAGACGAAGAGUCGACUCCGAUACAUAUCGACAAUGCCGUGUCUCCUACCUCAGAGACACCAGGAAGUGGAGAAAACGACCCUAGCCCUGACCUCAUUACUAGCCCUCUUGCAAGUGACUUAGCUGAUGCAACACUCUCAAGAGAGGAAUAGCGGAAGAUAAAUUGUGCUAAAAAGGAAAAGUGAUAUACUGCUUUAAAGAAGACAAUGUUUUUUUUGGACUGACAUCAGCAGACAUAACAUGAGAAAAAGGCAGAUACAGAAAGUACUUUACACUGCAGCGAAGCACACACAAGCUGCACAAAGAUGUUCCACGGGUGACUUCUGCAUCAACGGUUGCUGCUAAAAGACAUGAAAAGUAAGAUGUGUGUUAGGAAUUCCAGACACAUUCAGAACGUACCAAAUAUGAAUCGUUGAAAUCGUUUUAAAAUAAAAUUUAAAAUUUUGUGCCUCUACACUUUAUGCAAAAUUAUAUAGGAAGUUGUUUGUUUUUUUAUGAACAUGGUUUAACACUGAGCCUUAAAGGUUCCCUUGCUAGGAAAAAGGAGAGGGGAAACUAACCGCUGUGAUUUAACAGUUCCACUAGCAGAGGUUUGUUGUUGUUGUUUUUAAGUAUUUAGAAUUAAGUUUUUUUUUUUUUUUUACUUUUCAGACUCUGUAAAUGUAGACUGUGAAAAAGGCAGGGUACAUGUGCCAAUGUAACCAAGACAAAGUCAACUUACUAAGAAAAUGUUGCGUAGAGGUGCAGGAUUAAGAAAAGUGUACAAUAUGUGAAGAACAAAACAUAUAUCAUGGUUUCUGACACACACUAUGUAUGUCAAUAUUAAAAUUAUUUAACAAAAUCAAACAAAAUAGUAGCCGCAAAGUUGUGGUGAUCUUAAGCCCCAGCAGAUCUUAUUUAAUCCUAACCAGAAGACCCAGAGUUAGUGUUGUUAAGUGAAAGAAAUAGUAUGUGACUUUAACCGAUCAGUAUAUUAUUCCAGUGCUUGCUGGAUAAAACGUGUAUGUUUUCUCAUCUAUUUGAGUUUUUUCUCAUUAAUAUGCCUACUUCAGCUUUUUAGAUAUAAUUGCAUGCAAAUAAUAAAAACAUCUUUCCGACUGUGUUUAAUUGUGAUCAAAAUCGGGUGUGAUUUGGCAUGUGUAAAUGGUACAUGAAUAAUGUUGGCAUUAAGUACGUUACAUUUACUUUGUAUAAUUAUUAUAUAUUGUCAUUUUUUGAAUUGUUUAUUAAAAUGCUAUCAAAAUUUAGGUUUAAUAGGCAUAUGUAAAUACUAGGGUUGGUUUAAAAUCUGGUACAGUGGGCCUCAUUUAUCAAUCUGGAAACUAACAGAUUUAUUAGUGAACCAUUAGUACAAGCAUUUAAACAAGUCAUUUUUGUAUUUGUGAAAAUCCUGUAAUUUCCAAGAAACGUUUAUAUAAAACUCAUGGUCCUAAA
Molecule: messenger RNA, 3193 nt
Organism: Tachysurus vachellii
Lineage: Eukaryota; Metazoa; Chordata; Actinopteri; Siluriformes; Bagridae
Gene: pip5k1aa
Product: phosphatidylinositol-4-phosphate 5-kinase, type I, alpha, a
Exons: 16
Coding region: 337-1911 (524 amino acids)
Biological process (GO): phosphatidylinositol metabolic process
Molecular function (GO): phosphatidylinositol kinase activity
Source: RefSeq, a predicted model, not a curated record